AUGUUAAAUUUAACUCAGGCAGAACUGGAAAGCGAAACGGUGGAAUUUUCAAAAUUCCGAAAGACGAUGAUCGACCGACAGUGCGAUGGCUUCAUGCUUUCCGACGGUGAAAAGGAUUAUUUUUGUAAAGCAGUGGACGGUACACCGCUGACCAUUGGAUUCGUUUCAUAUCGACGUCGAAACGAGACUGUCCUGAAUGCAAGCGUACAACGACCAGUUAAUCCACGGAAGGAUUUGGUUGGACACUAUGUUCCAAAAAGGGGCCUUUGCCGCGGUGAUCUGGAUCAUGUCGAUAUGAUGCAGCGUUUCAACGCAUUCUUGGAAUCAAAGAAGUGUGAGAUGGAUACGCGACUGCCAUAUGCUUUGGUAGCAUCGCUUAACAAGUGGACAGAAAGUUGGCCGGAAUUGGCACCAAAUGCUACCUGCUCAAACAAUCCACUACCACCUGGUUUCGAUCCUCUACAUCAUAUUACCUCUUUCGUUAAUACAUUCAACCAUAUCACCGCCUUCUAUCCACGAUGGUUC
Gongylonema pulchrum is the source of this 525-nucleotide messenger RNA. Lineage: Eukaryota; Metazoa; Nematoda; Chromadorea; Rhabditida; Gongylonematidae. The record is from the annotation of a GenBank genome assembly.